ACAAUUAGGGACUGAUGAUACUAAUAAGCUAACGUACGUUUUCUUUGAAGCAGUAGUAACUAAUAGUUUGUGAAAUAAUUUAUAAGGUUCUUCUUCUCUUCUCACGUAAAUAAAUGUCUACAUACAAAUCAUGAUUAGCGGUCGAGAGACGAGAGACGAGAGGGAGUCGUUUCCUUAAUUAAUUUCUAAAACUAGUUUUUUUUUUUGUUUUUUGGAGGGGGGAGGAGGGAGAGGUUUAUUGAUUUAUUCAUCAAUUAAAAGGUUUCUGGUUUUGUCUCCGGGUUCAUUCUAGUCUAGCGGAUAUAGGUCUAUAAAUUGUUUGUCACGAUGUAAGGAGGAGUAAUAGAUGCAGCAGCAUUGACAAAAAACACGCAGCAGCAGCAGCAGCAGCAGCAGCAGUAGCAGUAGUACUAUUAGGGCUGUCAGCAAGCAAUGGAGUUGCAGAUGACAAGAGAAAACGCAGACUAUACAGUUAGGGCGGCAUCUUCACCACAACCGAAAAUGGGCGGCGGAGAGGGAGCCGUAGAUGAUCAUGAAGGACAGUCUCUGAGCAGCAGGAGGAGGAGGUGGCGGACGAAAGCCCUGGUCAUCACUCAACUCACCCUUCGAGCUUUAGUGGUGGCCUUCUCCUUGGCCGCAAUCAUCAUCACGAUCACUGCUAAGCAGACAGUGAAUGUUGGCAUACUUACUUUUACAGCCCGAUACAACUACUCAUCUGCCAUGAGGUUCCAAUUGGGAGCAAACUCUGUUGUAUGCGCUCUCUCUUUUCUGUCGAUGCUCCUCUUCGUCCUCCCUCUCCGCUCCGCUCAUCCUCAAUCAGAACCCCCCGGAAACUACUUCUAUUUGCUUUUGCACGAUAUGGUGUUGACGAUGUUGGUGAUAUCGGGAUGUGCAGCGGGUUCUACUGUUGGCUAUUUGGCCAAAUAUGGACAGGAGCAGGGCAGCUGGAUUGCCUUCUGCACGUACCUCCACCGGUUCUGUAAUCAACUGCAGGCGGCUCUUGCAUUCGCUUACUUGGCUUUCUUUUGCAUGUUUGUGCUCACCAUCGUGGCUGCUUCCAAGCUCAAGUCUCAUGUUAGAUAGAACUUACAAGAAGAGUACUCAACUCUGUGUGGUUUGUAUUUUGUGUAAUUUGUAAGCUUUUGCUGGAGGACAAUUUGUGAGCACGGAAUCAAAUUAAUUAAUACUACUAUUCCUAGCCGUCAUUGACGCCA
Coffea arabica (coffee) is the source of this 1214-nucleotide messenger RNA. RefSeq names its product CASP-like protein 1F3. NCBI's taxonomy places the organism in Eukaryota, Viridiplantae, Streptophyta, Magnoliopsida, Gentianales, Rubiaceae. The record is from RefSeq and is a predicted model, not a curated record.